AUGGCAGCCUCAUCAACGCCAACGCGAAGGAGGAUCACGAUUUUAAUCGUGCCCUUAAGGGUGGCGGUUCCAACUUUGAAUAUCAACGUCUACAGUCCAGAGGACCAUGUGGCCAUUGAAAAAGCCACUGUGGCAGUCCAGCAGGCCCAAGAAGAGGACCCCAAAAUUGGGCUUUUUGCCAACUUCAACGGCUCUGUCGCAGUAAGCAUGUUCCAUAGGGAUCACACAGCCGAGCCACCGAAGGCCUUUGAGCUGUUCCACAACCUCAGAAGUCUGGUGACUACGGUGCUGCCAUCCACUAGCGGUACGCCACCGUCAUUUUCCCAAGCUCUGGGUGAGGUGGGCCACGCUUAA
Messenger RNA from Aspergillus vadensis CBS 113365, 354 nucleotides. RefSeq lists its product as uncharacterized. The transcript has 2 exons. Bases 1 to 354 code for a protein of 117 amino acids. NCBI's taxonomy places the organism in Eukaryota, Fungi, Ascomycota, Eurotiomycetes, Eurotiales, Aspergillaceae. The record is from RefSeq and is a predicted model, not a curated record.